AUAAAUAUAAAAUCUGCAAGUAUGCUUACACUUACUGUGACAAAGUUUAUUGCCAUGAAUUUGAACAUUAUAUUGCAUAUGAGCACCUAGUUAGCCUACGUGUGCGUGUACAUGCAGAGCCAACUAACCUUUGAUCCCUCCUGAUCCACACUCCACCCUCAUGCCACACUAAGACACUUUCCCUGGAUCGGCCGGUGCUCGGUAAUUACUUUGUGGUGGUUUACUUCCCCUCCACUUUGCCCAGUUGUGUGACCAGAGAUAGUGCUCCCGCAUAGACACUGUGGUUGGUGUGCAGAUUGCAUCUCUCGCCAUUCCCACUCUCGACCCCAAGUACUCCUCCCUGACGUGCUAUGACAUAAUGACAGCUGACCUGAGCUAACCCUUCUGCAAGCAUAUUAUUUUAUUUAAUCAAGGUGAGCUAAUUAUCACCAGUAGCAAGAGGUAUGGAAGGGUUGCACUUGACUUCUGUUUCCUCUACGACUUGACCCGGCGCUUACAUAAGAUUUUUGAGUGUUAUCAGGAUGAUUGCAGUUGUCCUAUUUAGCUCGAUGGUUUUGCAACCAGACGGCCGUGCGAAGAGGCACGUGGCAAAUUAGGAAUGAGGACGGACAGGUUAUUAUCCCUUAUUAUCACUGUGGCGGAUAGAGUGGGUGGACGUCGCACAUGGAUCAUUCUUGUAAAUAACGCUUCAGUUAUCGUCGGGUGUGAGAACACUGUCCAAAAAGAGAUGUGGAUUUUUGACGGUGCAGCACGCAUCCCAGGUUGCUGAGACCCGUCUGGAGCACCUUGUUUUCCUGAAUGAAAUCGUACGCCCGCUAUAAAUAGAACAGGGUCGUUGACGUCACAAUGGAAGCUGCAACCACGUCGGUACUGUGUGGCUGGCUGCAGACGCUUCUCUCAAAGAGCAUUCGAAUGGGGAAGGGCACAGUGACGGCCGCUCGAAAGACCGAGCAAACUAGACAUACAGCGUUAUUGCGAUAGUGAGGGAAAGAGAAAGGAUUAACUUUUUGGACAGACUGGGAUAAAAUGCAGAUUACGAAAUGAUCUUGCAACUAUUCAAACCUAGCUAGCGCCGACCGAUUUUAUUGCUAGCCAGCUGCAGUAAUUCUAACGUUACUCCUUGAAGUCUUGACUUCACUUUGGGUUGACAAGAACAAAAACACACAAUCCUAAGCAACGGCUGGGUGUGUAGUAUGGAUUACGAGCGGCCCAACGUAGAGACCAUCAAGUGUGUCGUCGUGGGAGACAAUGCCGUAGGGAAGACUCGCCUCAUCUGUGCCCGAGCAUGCAACACCACGCUGACCCAGUACCAGCUGCUGGCGACACACGUGCCCACCGUCUGGGCCAUUGACCAGUAUCGAGUGUGUCAGGAGGUGUUGGAGCGGUCCAGAGAUGUUGUGGACGAGGUGAGUGUCUCCCUACGACUGUGGGACACCUUCGGAGACCACCACAAAGACAGACGCUUUGCCUACGGCAGGUCGGACGUGGUUGUCCUGUGUUUCUCCAUUGCCAACCCCAACUCGCUUCAUCACGUCAAGACCAUGUGGUACAUGGAGAUCAAGCACUUCUGCCCCAGGACGCCCGUCAUACUGGUCGGCUGCCAGCUGGACCUGCGCUACGCUGACCUGGAGGCCGUGAAUCGCGCCAGACGGCCCUUGGCGAGGCCUAUCAAACCUGGGGACAUCCUGCCUCCAGAGAGUGGCCGAGAGGUGGCGAAAGAGCUGGGCAUCCCGUACUACGAAACCAGUGUCUUCGACCAGUUCGGCGUCAAGGACAUCUUCGACAACGCCAUCCGCGCCGCUCUCAUCUCCCGCCGCCACCUGCAGUUCUGGAAGUCGCACCUGCGCAAGGUCCAGAAGCCCCUGCUGCAGGCGCCCUUCCUUCCCCCGAAAGCCCCUCCGCCGCUCAUCAAGAUCCCUGACGGCCCUGGCACCCACAUCAACCGCGACGGCCCGCGGCAGCUGCUGGACAGCCCGCUGUGUGCCGACGUCAUGUUCGUGCUGCAGGAGCACGCGCGCAUCUUUUCCCACCGCAUCUACCUCUCCACGUCUUCCUCCAAGUUCUAUGACCUCUUCCAGAUGGACUUGUCCGAGGAGUCCCACUGCCUGGUCGUCACCGACAGAAUCCGGGGGGGCAGUGGGAGCGGUGGCAGGGGUGCGGGCGGCGGUGGCGGUGGUGGUAGUGUUUCCGGGGGCAACCCUCGCGACGCCUUCCUGAUGCGCACGCUGAGCCUGGACACGGAGGAGGACGCGUCGUCAGUGUCGGACCUGUCGCCGUGCUCGCUGCGCGCCUCCAAGAGCGACGGCACGCUGCGCAUGUUCAGCUUCAGCGGCAAGCACCGCCGCACCAAGCUCUCGCUCGCCUCCUGGAGCAAGGCCUUCUACAGCAUCCACCGCGAGACCGUUGCCAACCCGGUGACGGGUGCGCCGGCGCCCAUGACCGUGGUGAAGAUGGACUGCUCCAUCCAACUGGGGCCCUUCAGCGCCGUCCUGAGGUUCCUGUACACGGGCGAGCUGGACGAGGACGAGCCGGACCUCAUGAAGGUGGCCCAGAUCGCCGAGAUCCUGGAGGUGUUCGACCUGAGGAUGAUGGUGGAGAACAUAAUGAACAAGGAGGGCUUCAUGAACCAGGAGAUCACCAAGGCGUUCCACGUGAGGAAGGCCAACCGCAUCAAGGAGUGUCUCACCAAGAACAAGUUCACUGAUGUCAUCUUCAGGUUGGACGAUGGCACCAUCAACGCCCAUAAGCCUUUGCUGAUCUCCAGCUGCGACUGGAUGGGGGCCCUGUUCGGCGGCUCCUUCAUGGAGAGCUCCAACAACGAGGUCUCCACCCCCAGCACCAGCCGCGCGUGCAUGCAGGCCGUGCUGGAGUACCUCUACACCAACCAGAUCUCUCCCAUGGUGGACCUGGACCCCAUGGAGCUGAUCGCCCUGGCCAACAGGCUGUGCCUUCCUCGCCUCAUCGCUCUGACAGAACAGUAUGCUAUGAAUGCACUGGUAAAAGGCUCACGAGAAGGGCACGACAUAGACGGAGAGGUGCUGACCUACCUGGAGCUGGCUCAGUUCCACAAUGCUAAUCAGCUAGCUGCCUGGUGCCUGCAUCACAUCUGUACACACUACAACAGUGUUUGUGCCAAUUACCGCAAAGAAAUCAAGUGCAAAUCACUAGAGAACCAGGAGUACUUUGAGAAGCACCGCUGGCCGCCCGUGUGGUACCUGAAGGAGGAGGACCACUACCAGCGUAUGAAGAAGGAGAGAGAGAAGGAGGACAUGGUCCUCAACAAGCACCACUCCCGCAAAUGCUGGUGCUUCUGGCGCACCUCGCCCGCUGUAGGGUGAGGAGGAGAGGGAGAGAGGGAGUGAGGGAGAGAGGGAGGGAUAGAGAAAGAGAGAGAGAGAGGGAUGGAGAGGGAUAGAGAGGGAGAGUUAGAGAGAAAGAGGGAGCAAGAGGGAGAGAGGUGUGGAGAGCGAGAAGGAGGAAGAUGGACGAGAGAUUAGCAAGAGACGGAGGUGGUUGGAGAAAGGGAGAGAGGAAAAGAGACUGUUAGAGAAAGGGAAAGUUAUGGAGGGAGAUAAGAGGAGAUGGAGAAAGUAAGAGAGAGAGGGGGUGAGUGUAGAAGGGCGGAAGAGCGAGCACCUACACUGAACCGAGUGGUCACCAUCGCUAGUAUUUCCUGUCUUAACCUUUAUGAGGAUGCAUCUGACAAAUGCACUGAACGUCCCUUCCCUCCUCAUACCCAAGAAAAGGUAAGGAGGUCUGGUACCACCUAGACCCUCCUCCCCCCAAAAAACUAACCAAUCACAAGCACAACCUAUGAGUCCAGACAAAUCAGCCUGGCCAAUUAUGGUGCAUUUGCAAGGCCCCAACAUUCUCUCUUUUCAGUCAUCUCCAUUGCAAGCUACAUUGCUUGGCGAUUGGCUAGAGAUUGUAUUCACUGCUGAUUGUUGCACUUCUCCUUUUUGAUUUCCUUGCUGUUUGACUUUCUGGCCUUUCCCCCAGAUUCCGACAGAACCUCAGUCACCUACGAGGCACCUACGAGGAAGUGUUCCUAUUGAAAGUAUAGUGUGUAAACCUGCUCUCACAAUUUAGCACUUUAGUUUUUAACCCCAACGUGGCAUUAGAUAGCAUUUAAGCUAGUGGUGAAUCCAUUCAUAAAUGCAGUAAUUCAAGUGCUCUGUGCUUUUCACGCUAACUGCUGUGGCUUUUGUAUAACUACUAAUCAUUUCUCGGGGCUUUUGCAGAAUUCAGAGGCCCUCUAUUACUGGCACUUUGCCCAAAGCUCUUAAACCACCAUCACCAAGCUGGUGAGUAAAACGUGGUUGCUGUCAACCUUCAUGGAUGUAAUCCUGCGUAUUGUGAUUGUUAUUGUAUGUACAGUGGUCUCCAAGGCACCAGCCCCUUUCAGCAAGUCAGGUUCUUCAAUGCAAUAACUCUCUAACUCAGGAGGUCUCCCAGUCAUGCUCCUGGGACCCCUUUGCUCUGGAUAUAUUUCACCCAUCCCUGCUCUGUACCUGACUAUACUCAGCAAUGGAACUUUUGAUUGGCUUGAAUACCUGACUAAACUCAACAUUUGAACUAAACCAAUCAAAAGCAUAAUCAAAAGCAUGGUGAUUAUUAUGAGUCAAAAAAGGUGCGCUUUAAGCAGGGAUAGGGAGAAGAUAUGCAGUGCAGGGUGGGAAACCCCAGGGAACAAGACUGGGAAGCCCCGGUUCUCACCUGUUCUAACGAAGCAGCAAAACCCAAGCCAGUGCCGGGGACUAACUGAUCUAUCCUCUAUUCCGCCAUGUUCUAGAGUCGCUGCAGAUAGGUUGUUAUUUUUCUACUUAAAUCUCUUUCCUUUAUUGUAGCACAGAAUUGACCUUUAAAGGUCUUUCAAGAAUUAACUCUUAAACAUUAGAAGGGCUUAGCACUAUAAACUUAGUUCAGGGUUUACUUGAAAAUGGACCUUUACUAAUGACAAAUCUUAAAACACAAAACGAAAAUGUAAAAAAAAAAAACAAGUUUAACAAAAAAAUGAUAUCCUCUACUUGCAUAUACUACCAUCACCGUUGUUGUAGAAGUUACUUGUAGAAUGUAACUUUAUUUACGUCACGUACCCAAAGAGACUAUUGUCUCGAGAGGUUGAAAUGAAAUGUGUAGCUGUUUCCUGACGAGUAUCUAUACUGCAUUUGUUUUGUCGCUGGUGGUCCAUACUAGUGACUGUGCGCUUUCAGAGAAUGAACGGGCAGUAUUGGGGGUGGGGGUUGGGGGGGGGUGUGCUUCAAGGAUGCUGCUCUGCUGCUCUGUAUGUGUCCAGGAGCUGUGAGAUCGUCUGUGUGUACUGUAAACUGCACCAAGAUGUAAUGUAUACUGUAUGUAAACCCACCGGGUAAAACUACGUGUAGAUGGUUUUUAAAACAAUUUGCCCAUCCAGAGAAGGGUAACCUGUUACUUGAAAAAAAAAAAAAUGAAGUGGGGAAAAAAAGACAAGAGUAUGUUUUAUUAUCAGUAUGGUUAGGUCCUCUUUAGUUAACCAAAGCGAUAAUGUAGAAGUCACUCACACUAGAUAACCAUGUGAUUGUUUGGAUUAAUAUUCUUUUUCUGGUAAUAACUGCAAAACAUGUCAGUGACUAUUGUUAGCUGCUAAUAACCGAAUGGCUGGUUCAUUUGGUUCAUGCUGUCAAAAGGCCUUUGAUCUUGCUGGUCAUUAUCCUUUAUGUUGGUUGUUAAUUAACUUAUUUUUUUAAAUGGAACUAUUGUUGAAUAAAUGAUUGAUUUUAUGUAA
This is a messenger RNA of Clupea harengus (Atlantic herring), 5764 nucleotides long. It is a transcript of the gene rhobtb1, whose product is annotated as Rho related BTB domain containing 1. Gene Ontology annotation, molecular function: GTP binding; GTPase activity; protein binding. Gene Ontology annotation, biological process: small GTPase-mediated signal transduction. The record is from RefSeq and is a predicted model, not a curated record. Lineage: Eukaryota; Metazoa; Chordata; Actinopteri; Clupeiformes; Clupeidae.